This is a messenger RNA of Colletotrichum scovillei, 1244 nucleotides long. RefSeq lists its product as uncharacterized. Gene Ontology annotation, cellular component: spindle midzone; chromosome passenger complex; spindle pole centrosome. The record is from RefSeq and is a predicted model, not a curated record. NCBI's taxonomy places the organism in Eukaryota, Fungi, Ascomycota, Sordariomycetes, Glomerellales, Glomerellaceae. Bases 60 to 1244 code for a protein of 394 amino acids. Gene Ontology annotation, biological process: regulation of cytokinesis; protein phosphorylation; mitotic spindle organization. The transcript is spliced from 3 exons. Gene Ontology annotation, molecular function: ATP binding; protein kinase activity.
UUUCUAACCAACAGGGAACAUCCGACCUGCUACAUCUCCAUCCACCAUCACAUAGCAAGAUGGCGACUCGGACGCUGGAAUCGCGCUUUGAGCGCAUGUCGGUAAACGACGAGAACGAGCCUGUCGAUGGCGGCAAGCUCUACUCCAAGACUCAGACUUUGGUGAAGACAUCACAGCUCUCCCAGAGCUCGAGCAGACCGAACCUCAUCAAGGUCGCCCUCCAGUCCCAGAGCACCAACGCCGUCGCCUCGGUAACGCUGCCGUCACAAAACGCACAACGACAGGCCAAGAACCCGGCAUCGCCCGCAAGAAAACCCCUGCCGUCCAGCUCCUCGAGAACGUCCGACGAGGUUGUCGAGAUCGAGCGCAAGUCUGGCGUCUCCAUCGUCAUCGAGCCCUCAUUGCCCAAGGUCUUCCACCUCGGCAUGUUUGAGAUUGGCCGGCCCCUGGGCAAGGGUAAGUUCGGCCGCGUGUACCUCGCGAGGGAGCGCACGAGCGGCUUCAUCUGCGCCCUCAAGGUCCUGCACAAGAACGAACUCCAACAGGGCCGCGUCGAGAAGCAGGUCCGCCGCGAGAUCGAGAUCCAGAGCAACCUGCGCCACCCCAACAUCCUCCAGCUGUACGGCCACUUCCACGACAGCAAGCGCGUCUUCCUCAUCCUCGAGUUCGCCGGCAAGGGCGAGCUGUACAAGCACCUGCGUAAGGAGAGCAGGUUCCCCGAGUGGAAGUCGGCGCAGUACAUUGCCCAGAUGGCCUCGGCGCUGCGCUACCUGCACCGCAAGCACGUCAUUCACCGUGACAUCAAGCCCGAGAACAUCCUCAUGGGCAUCCAUGGCGAGAUCAAGAUUUCCGAUUUCGGCUGGAGCGUCCACGCCCCCAACAACCGCCGCAACACCAUGUGCGGUACCCUCGACUACCUGCCCCCAGAAAUGAUCAAGCCCGGAAGCUCGGACAACUACUACAACGAGAAGGUUGAUCUCUGGAGUUUGGGUGUCUUGACGUAUGAAUUUCUCGUUGGCGAGGCACCGUUUGAGGACACGCCCGUGAUGACGCAGCGGAGGAUAGCUCGGGCUGACAUGACGGUUCCGUCCUUUGUCAGUCCCGAGGCCAAGGACUUGAUCAAGAAGUUGCUUGUUCUCGACCCCGAGAAGAGAAUACCCCUGGAGCAGGUCCAGACCCACCCGUGGAUCGUCAAGCACUGUGUGAAGGGCGAGAGAGCCGCCAACCGUGAGAAGAGCUCCUAA